Molecule: messenger RNA, 411 nt
Organism: Raphanus sativus (radish)
Lineage: Eukaryota; Viridiplantae; Streptophyta; Magnoliopsida; Brassicales; Brassicaceae
Product: thiol-disulfide oxidoreductase LTO1-like
Exons: 4
Coding region: 30-290 (86 amino acids)
Source: RefSeq, a predicted model, not a curated record
CAAAACACCUAAACUCCAUUGGAGCUAAAAUGUAUGGAGCAUUCUGGUGUUCUCACUGCUUAGAGCAAAAAGAGAUGUUUGGAAGAGAAGCGGCAAAACUACUGAAUUACGUGGAAUGUUUUCCCCAAGGCUAUAAGAAAGGAACUAAGAUAUUCAAGGCAUGUUCAGAUGUUGGGAUCGAGGGAUUCCCGACAUGGAUGAUUAAUGGUCAGGUCUUAGGCGGAGAAGUAGAACUCGCUGAACUAGCGGAGAUGUCUGGAUUCAGCCUUGAUCAGAUGAGCCAAAAAUAAAGCUAAUCUUAUCCGCACCUCUAAUGAUGUGACGAGGCGUAACGUAAAGUAACGCUCGCGCGGGAAAAGAGUAAUAAAAAAAGCAGUAGCCGUUAGAUGUAGAGAGAAUGGAGGGGUCAGA